AUGGCGAACAUGAUAUCUGAGAAAGCAAGGAUGGAGAACAAUUGGAAGGAACGACAAGAGCGACUGCAAGUAGAGAAUCCAAGUGGCUGCCCAAGUGGCUUCUUCUUCUUCUUCUUCCCAAUUUGCGGUGUUCUUGUGGUGGCUUUGGCUUCUGCAUGCACUGGCGUUGCGUUGCGUCUCGCGGGGCAGGCUUUUCUGGGAGGGCCAGGCAGUAGUAGUAUAGAAAGAGGGAGUAGGAAAGCUUGCCUGCUCGCCAAGUCCAUGCCUGCACUCUGCUGCUACCAUUACUUGCUGCUGCACCCGCAAGCUCAUCCCUUCACUUUUAACCCUCCUCUUUGCUGUUUUAGGGACUGCAAUCCCUUCUCGGUGAUCUCUUUGCUGAACUGGAGAUUUGGUACCCCCCUUUGUUUUUUCCACCAGGUCGCGAGGGUGCUCUGUUGGCCGUGGGUUUGUAGUGAUACACGGAGAAAAUCAGUACCUCCAGGUCUUUACAGCUGUGUAUGUGGUGGGCACAAGCAAUAUCCGACAUUGCACUUCGUCAAGAACUUCCUUCUAAAAGAUGUUGUGAAACAGAAAGGUCUUGUGACAAUGUCCGACUCGCCAGCAGUCCCAAAGUUGAAGCAUGGAAAAGUCCGAAAUCUUUUACCCCCAGAGGAAUCUGAGAUGAAACCUGAUAAUGAACCUGAGGUCGAGGGGAUCAAGAAAUCGACUGAUAUUGCCACUUCAGAGCCAACAGAUAUCGAAACCAAAUGGGUUCAUAAUGACACCCACGACGGAUAGAUCAAACAGUGUAGAAUUGAUUCGUGGGAAUUCCUAAUUGAUGUUAGUUCCCGCAGGAUCCAGGUUUGUUUGUACAGAUAGGGCAGCAGAACUAAUGUGGUAAUUUUUUGAGUGCUGGUUGUUCUUCAGCAUUUCCUUUGCAGGAAGCAAGGACUGACCGUACACUCGACAUUCUCGAUUGUGAAGUAUAUUAUUUGUUUUGCGCAUUCACAUGUUUGUCACUAGUUUCACAAUGAAGACGCCAUAGUUAGAGUUGAAAUGUAUUUUUCUCGUUCAAUCUGUAAGAUCGUCUUCAUUUCAUUGUC
Molecule: messenger RNA, 1085 nt
Organism: Physcomitrium patens
Lineage: Eukaryota; Viridiplantae; Streptophyta; Bryopsida; Funariales; Funariaceae
Source: RefSeq, a predicted model, not a curated record